GGAGCUGAGUAACUGCCAGGGCUAUUUUUACUCUUACUCAGCAGGCUUCCUUGUCUUUGCUGCUGCUAGAUGGGAGAAGGACAGGAGUCUGGGAGCAAGAGACAGCAGCAGCAAUCGCUCAGAGCUUGAGACUUAUCGAGACUCAACACACACCCAGAGUCCAGCAAAAACAUUUGCUCACCUGUCUGCAAAACCAAACCAGAGCUCACAUUCAACCAAACUGCCAACCAUAUUUUGAAAGAAAAGGCACCAAAGACCAGAAGUUUAAACUUAGACAGAAAAAAUAAUCAACAACAGCAUUUCUUUAAAAAUAAAUAUACCAGAAGAAGAAAAAGAUUAUAGGAAAGAAAGUAAAAAUUAAGGAAGAAGACUUUGUUACCUGAUUUUGUAUAAAACUUUGGGAAAGUUUUCUGUUGGGAGAGGAAUUAGUGAAUUUGUUUUUGAUAUUUGGAAAAUAUGGCAAAUCAUUUUUACCUUCUUGUUUAAGACUUUUUUUUUUAAAGAAAAAGGAAACUGAGAAGGAAAAAACAAGCUGGUGGACCACCUGAGAAAAAGAAAUGCAGAAAGAUUUCUUUCACUAAGAGGGGAUACAGACUGGAUGCAUACAUUUUUGGGGGUCUGCAUUCAUUUUUUAUUUAUGCUCUCCUCCUAUACUCCUGGUUUACAAGACAGAAAAAAGGACAGACAACUCAUACAGAAUUACUUUUUUUAGAGGAAAAAGGGGGUUCUUUUUAACCCUUUCCUCCCCACUUCAAGAUUGUGGAAAAUAGCUCGGGGUGUGGAAAUGAGAGUGUGCAGAACCUUCUAUGCAUGAGGCAAGGCUGGAACUAGAUUGUCAGCGGAGACUGAUUUCUUGUCAAGUCUCCCCUUCAAUGUGUCUGGAACUCUUGGGGAUAGGAGUCGGUAUGAAUUUCGGGGUGCUAUUCGUGUGUCUCUGGUACCUGCCUCUCAUCAGCACCGAGGGGGACCCCAUUCCUGAAGAACUUUACAAGAUGCUGAGUGACAGGUCGGUGCGUACCAUCAGCGACCUCCAACAUGCCCUGCAGAUAGACUCCGUAGAACAGGAGGAUGGUCCUAGCUUGGACCUGAACUCAACCCAAACCCACCUUGGUCAUGACCCUGUUCCCCUGUCCCGAGGGAGACGAAGUGUGGAUGCCCUAGCCACUGCUGAGCCAGCUGUCCUUGCUGAGUGCAAGACGCGGACAGCGGUCUUUGAGAUCUCCCGGAGCAUGGUGGAUUCCACCAAUGCCAACUUUGUGGUGUGGCCACCCUGUGUGGAGGUGCAGCGGUGCUCGGGGUGCUGCAACAACCGCAAUGUGCAGUGUCGCCCCACGCGGGUCCGUGUGCGACACAUCCAGGUAAACAAGAUUGAAUUUGUCCAGAAGAAGCCAAACUUUAAAAAAGUCAUUGUGCCAUUGGAGGACCAUGUGGACUGUCGCUGUGAGGCACUGUCAUCUCGGCCCUCCAGUCACAGUUGGCCCAAUCUACGUGAAUACAAACAUGGGUUAUUGACAAUCACUACAGCUCCUGUGUCAGCAAGGCAACGAGCACGCCGGCUGCAAGCACAAAAGAGGAAACAUCGGAAGUUCAAGCAUGUCCCUGAUAAGAAAGUGCUGAAAGAAAUCCUCACAGCAUAGAGGUGCUGGCAGGGGAGAGAGUGCAAAGCAGGUUUAUUUAAUAUAUUUGCUGUAUUGCCCCCAUGGGGUCCUCAGAGCGAUAACUUUUCCUCUUCGUCCGUCUGCCUCGGUGCCUGACUUGGACAACAAAUGGUGCUUGCCUUUUCUUCUUGGACCUUCUCCCACCAAAGCCUCCCCUCAGCUUCCCUCUUUUCAUAUAUUAACAAUGUUUUAAAAUUUUCCAAGAAAGAAAACAAAACAUUAAAAAAAAACCACAAGAAGCCACAAGCAACUGGGAUAAGACAAGGCCUUCCCUGCUGCAGAAGACAGGAUGGGAAAUAGGAAAGAGAAAAAUGGGUCCAAUUUCCUUUUUUUGGGGGGAAGGGAUCAGUUGGGGGGGUGAGGAAGUGAGGAGAAUUGUCCUCCUUUUCCUUCUCAGUUCUGUUACGGGCAAAGGGCUCGGACUGAGGUCAAUCGUUGCAAUGGACAUGUUUCAAAGCAGACGGAUCUCAGAUGAAGAGCAAUCACCAAUGAUGGAAAAUGCACUAAGGAUUUUUACUGGCA
Messenger RNA from Gavialis gangeticus (Gharial), 2180 nucleotides. It is a transcript of the gene PDGFB, whose product is annotated as platelet derived growth factor subunit B. The record is from RefSeq and is a predicted model, not a curated record. Gene Ontology annotation, molecular function: platelet-derived growth factor receptor binding; growth factor activity. Lineage: Eukaryota; Metazoa; Chordata; Crocodylia; Gavialidae. Gene Ontology annotation, cellular component: membrane. Gene Ontology annotation, biological process: positive regulation of cell population proliferation; positive regulation of ERK1 and ERK2 cascade; positive regulation of phosphatidylinositol 3-kinase/protein kinase B signal transduction. The transcript has 8 exons. Bases 807 to 1637 code for a protein of 276 amino acids.